Aphanomyces astaci is the source of this 2292-nucleotide messenger RNA. RefSeq lists its product as hypothetical. Gene Ontology annotation, biological process: ceramide catabolic process; long-chain fatty acid biosynthetic process; sphingosine biosynthetic process. Gene Ontology annotation, molecular function: N-acylsphingosine amidohydrolase activity. Bases 24 to 2234 code for a protein of 736 amino acids. The record is from RefSeq and is a predicted model, not a curated record. The transcript is spliced from 4 exons. Gene Ontology annotation, cellular component: extracellular region. NCBI's taxonomy places the organism in Eukaryota, Oomycota, Saprolegniomycetes, Saprolegniales, Verrucalvaceae.
GUGGACCAGUUGAACCAAAGAGGAUGCGCCUUGGGGCCGCCAUGUACGAUAUCACCGGCCCUGCCGCAGAGGCUGGCAUGUUUGGGUAUGCACAGAUCCACCAAGCGACCACUGGUAUCCACAUGCGCCUUCGUUCGCGAGCGUUCGUGUUCCACGACGACAGCACUUCGGUUGCCGAUGACGAGACCAAGCACUUUGCCUUCGUCAGUGUCGACACUGGGUGCAUCUCCGAGUUGAUCACGCAGUCUGUGAUCGCGCGACUGCAAGCGCACGACGACGUGUUCCCGUCCUCGACGUUUCAGACACACAACGUCAUGCUGAGCGCGACGCACACGCAUUGCGCGCCAGGUGGGUUGUCCGAAUACCCGCUGUAUAGCAUGCAUCCUCCAUUAAAGGGGUUUGACAAGCAGAAUUUCGAGUGCGUCGUGGCCGGCAUCGUGAAGUCCAUCGUGCGCGCCUACCGCAACCUCCAGCCCGGCGUGAUUCGCGUCGCACGCGGCGAUUGCCUGGGUGCAUCCAUCAACCGAUCGGUCGAAGCGUACAAUGCCAACCCCAUCGAGGAACGGCAACAAUACGCACACAACACGGACAAGGAGAUGACGCUGUGGCGGCUCGACGGAACGGACGGGUUUCCUAUCGGCAUGAUCAACUGGUUUGCUGUGCAUCCCACCAGCAUGGGCAGUUGGUUUACGUUGAUCACGGGUGACAACAAGGGCUACGCGUCGUACGAAUUUGAGCGGGAACGGGGUACCGUCCAUUUGAUGGACCGGCCGCGCUGCUUUGUAGCGGCAUUUGCCCAGAGCAACGAAGGCGAUGUGAGCCCCAAUAUCUUUGGGCCCCGCACGUCCGCCAACGAGCACCACGACUUAGAGCGCAUGGAGAUCGUCGCCGAGGCGCAGCUGGAAACGGCGCGGCACCUGUACAUGUCGGCGGCGACGGCGGCGCCCGAGGCCACGUCCGCCAUCCGAUGUGUGCAUCAAUAUGUCGACUACAACUCGAUAGCCCUGGGCACCAAGUGGCACGUUCACAAGGAGUGCUCGCCGUCGACGUCGUCCGGGUGCAUUGGGGUAUCGAUGCUGAGCGGGACGCACUUCGACGGCCGCGGCGUACGGCUGAUCCCGGAGGGGCUGCAGUGGGGCGCCAAAUGCUGGUUCACACUCAUGCCACAGACGCAGUCGAUGCAGAAGGAGAAGCCCAUCAUCUUCCCGACGGCGUCCACGGGCAUGUCGCCUUCGAUCCUGCCGCUGCAGCUGGUCGUGCUCGGGCCGUCGUUGGUGCUGGCGGCGAUGCCGUUUGAAACGACGACGAUGGCCGGACGGCGGCUGCGGCGGUCGAUUGCCGCCGCGUUGGAGCUGCCGACUGCCAACACGGUGGUGCUGGCGGGACUUGCGAAUGCCUACUGCGGGUACAUGACGACGCGCGAAGAGUAUGCGAUCCAGCGGUACGAAGGGGCGUCUACGCACUUUGGACCCAACCAACUGGUGGCCACACAGCAGCAGUUUGACGAGCUCGCGACUGCCCUCCGUUUACGAACGUUGCCGCCGUCGGCCCCCCAGCCGCACAAGGUUAGCACGUCCAACUGGCACACGCCCGUGCUCCACGACAGCGCGGGGGGCGCUAGCUGGAGGUUUGGCCAGGUCGUCGUGGACGAAGAGAGGCAGUCGUUGGGGCCAGGGGACAUAGCGCAAGCUGUGUUUUGUGCUGGCCAUCCCAAGAACGACCUGCGCGUUCAAAGUACAUUCUUGGAGAUCCAGCGGUGGCGGUCCUUUGCCGGGUGUGGGUGCGGAAGUGGCAGUGGGGGUGUGUGGGUACUGCAUGCCGACGACAGCGACCCGCAGACGUUUUUCCACUGGAAACGAAGUGGGCUGUCGGCGUCGUUGGUGACGAUUGUGUGGCACAUUCCACCGUCGACGCCCCCGGGAAGGUACCGCAUCAAGCACAAUGGACACUACAAGCAGCACUGGAACAACGACGUGGUGGUGGCCUACUGCGGCGUCUCGCGGGCAUUUGACGUGGACGAAGUAGCUAAGGGCUCGACGAAGCCAGUGGGCGACACGUUGGCCGAGACGCUCCAAGAGACGAAUGUGCUGUAUCGGGUGCCGGAGCCGACUACGGUGAGGAUGGGGCAUGCCGACGAGAAGGAAGAGGCGGAGAUGGAUUGGACGUCGCCGUCAUUGAAGCGGCGCAUGACGGGGGGCCGGUGGCCGUCGGGGAAGUGGAAACAGGAUGGCUAAGACGAAUCCAACGAGAUUAUUAUAUACAAAGAAAGGGGGUGUAUUUGUGGUGGUAUAU